AUGGAAGAAAACUUUGAAGCAGAUCCUGGAAUGAUUCAAGUAAUACAAGAUGCAAUGAGAAACAACCCUGAGACUGCAGAAGAGAAACUCAGAGAAUAUUUGGACAAGACAAGUAAAGUUCCUAUAAACAUAGCAGUCACUGGAGAUGGUGGUAAUGGGAAAUCAUCCUUUGUCAAUGCCUUUAGAGGAGUGGAUGACAAUGAUGACCAUGCUGCUCCUACUGGUGUUGACGAAACCACCAUGGAGGUAAAAGAAUAUCCCCAUCCAAACCAUCCCAAUGUCAUCUUUAGUGAUCUUCCUGGAAUUGGAACCACUAAGUUUCCAGCUUCAAAAUACUUAAAGCUUGUUGGAUUCAAGAAGUUUGAUCUCUUCAUCAUCAUCUCAGCCGGUCGCUUCACAGAAAAUGAUGCUAAACUUGCUAAAGAGAUCAAGAAAAUGGGGAAGAAGUUUUACUUUGUUCGCUCAAAAGUUGACCUUGAUUUACAAAAUGAACAAAGGAAACAAGACUUCAGCGAACAGAAGACUUUGGAAAAGAUCAGAGAUUAUUGUGUUAAAAGUCUCAAGGAACAUAAAAUUGAAUCUCAGCAGGUGUUCCUGGUUUCCAGCCAUGACAUUCAUCUGUAUGAUUUCUCUCUCCUACGAGACACCAUAGAGAGAGAUCUUCCUGAUCACAAGAAAGAUGCUCUGCUGUUAGCCUCACCUAGCAUAUUUCCAGACAUCAUCGAAAAGAAGAAAAAGUUUUUCCAACGUCAAAUAUGGUGUCUUACUGCUCUAUCUGGUGUUGUAGCAGCCGUUCCACUCCCAGGUCUUUCUGUUGCAGUUGAUUUGGCCUUGGUGGUUGGUGCUGUCACCCAUUAUGUCGUUGGGUUUGGGCUUGAUAUUCCAUCUCUUAGGAGGACUGCAGACAGAACAGGUAUACCAUAUGAUGAGCUGAAGGCUGUCAUCAAGUCUCAGUUGGCUGCUGAAGAAAUAACAAAAGAGCUCAUAACGAAGGUGAUUCUUCAACUCUCUAGCAGGGCUGCACUGAUGGUAGCAGAGGAAGUGUCCAGAUUUAUUCCAUUUGUUGGAAUUCCAAUGUCAAUGACAUUAUCAGCUGUGACGACCUACAAUCUUUUGAAGCUUUUCCUUGAUGUGCUCGCUGAAGAUGCUCAGAGGAUCUCUGACAGGAUCCUGAUGGGCUAA
Cyprinodon variegatus (sheepshead minnow) is the source of this 1182-nucleotide messenger RNA. Its product is annotated as interferon-inducible GTPase 5-like. Gene Ontology annotation, cellular component: membrane. Lineage: Eukaryota; Metazoa; Chordata; Actinopteri; Cyprinodontiformes; Cyprinodontidae. The transcript has 2 exons. Gene Ontology annotation, molecular function: GTP binding. The coding region runs from base 1 to 1182 and encodes 393 amino acids. The record is from RefSeq and is a predicted model, not a curated record.